Molecule: messenger RNA, 1017 nt
Organism: Opisthorchis viverrini
Lineage: Eukaryota; Metazoa; Platyhelminthes; Trematoda; Opisthorchiida; Opisthorchiidae
Exons: 4
Source: RefSeq, a predicted model, not a curated record
GUCAGCUCCAAGCUUUGGUCCGCGGCGGACUAGUCUUUUGGACGUUGCCGUGACUGUGACGCUUCAUGGUCCAAACGGCAAGCAAAUUGGAAUUUUGUUAGUUUGGAGAUCAUACCUCUUCGGCAAACUUUGAUUUCACUGCGCCGUCCCAGGUACCAUUAAAACAUCUCUGGUGUGUGAUGGAUGAUGAUUCAUUCAUUAACGGCGUCGAAGACUACAUCAAGCGGUAUAACAUCCAUGAACUUCUCCGGGAUUCGAUCGUCAACCUCUGUCUUUAUCGACCAUCAAAUCCAGUUGGGUAUUUACGUGAAUACUUCGAGAAGUUAGAAACUAAAAGCAUCCCAUGUGGAGCCGAUUCUAUGGAAAAUGGUGGCGUCACUUCGUCACAGAAGUCCAAUAUUCCACGCCAUCUUAGCACAACCAAAAAGCCUUACAGUACUCAUGAAUCAGGCCCGUUGCCGCCUGUUUCUUUCAACCAAUCAGAUAACGUCAAUCAUUUGAAUUGCAAUCACAAGGAGGAACCUAGGUCACACGACGCAGAUUUUGUUGGUGCCAACAACUUUCUUUCCGGGACGUUUUUGAACGAAACUGUUCCCCAGAUCCCGUAUAAUGUGGAUCCAAAUGGAGGUGCUAGUGAAUCCGGUGUCGGGGAAGCUGGCAGUAGCGGUGGUAAUGAAAGUUUUACCACCUUUUCUCCGUCUGGAAGUUCUGAGGUGACUCGGAGACGUUCCCGUCGAGGAGCUGUCAGUGGAGAGGUUUAUACAGAGGAGGAUGCCGCUUCUUAUGUAAAGAAGGUGGUACCAAAAGAUUAUAAGACAAUGACCGCUCUAUCAAAAGCUAUCGCAAAAAAUGUUCUGUUCUCACACCUGGAUGAAACAGAACGCAGUGAUAUCUUCGACGCAAUGUUCCCCGUUCAUCGCAACCCAGGUGAUGUCAUUAUUCAACAAGGCGAUGAAGGUGAUAAUUUCUACAUCGUUGAUCAAGGCGAAGUAGACGUGAGUACCUGUAUGCCACCGA